Molecule: messenger RNA, 3519 nt
Organism: Oncorhynchus kisutch (coho salmon)
Lineage: Eukaryota; Metazoa; Chordata; Actinopteri; Salmoniformes; Salmonidae
Product: metal transporter CNNM4
Exons: 12
Coding region: 44-2926 (960 amino acids)
Biological process (GO): transport; magnesium ion homeostasis
Cellular component (GO): plasma membrane
Molecular function (GO): transmembrane transporter activity
Source: RefSeq, a predicted model, not a curated record
CGUGACCCAACCAUCGCCGACGUCCCUCUGCAGCUCAUUCAGCAUGAUGGCUGCUGAUGCUGCAGCAGCUUCAUCCUCAACACACCGCACUGCACUUCAUUCCUGCAGCCUGCUGUUGUUUAACUUCUCUAUCCUUCUCAUCAUCAUAUUCUUUCUCCCAGCUCCGGCGAAGGGAUUGCUUGGUGUACGCCCAGAGAACACUAAAGCCGGUGAACUGUCUGUGCAAGACGGGCUGCUCCAGGCGACCGAGGGGACGCGGUUCAUGCUGCGGGUUUACUAUGCAGCAUCCCCGGUUACACAGAGAGCCCAGAACCGCUCUGGGAGCGGGAGACCAGAGGGUGCAGCUGCCGCACCAUGGAUCGCCUUCAUAGAGGAGCCAGGAGGAGAGCGAGAGAGAGGAGAGGGGGAGAACAUGGUCCAUUCCAAACGGAACCCGUGCGUGGACGAGCAUGCGCGGAGUUCUGACAUCGAACUCCUGGGUUCCUUCAGGUCUGCAUCCAGCCACAACUCCGUUCUAGUGGAGCUGCUCGCCAAAGACCUGCGCAAAGAUGAGCGGAUAAAAUACUACUCCAUUUGCGCGUUUGAUGGGGCGAAGUGGGAACAUUUCACCACCAGAGACUUCUGGCUAGCCGUGGUGGAGCGACCCCCGCAAGCGGACGUGUGGCUCCAGUUGGGGGUGUCGGUGAUGCUACUGGGGCUCUCUGCGCUCUGCAGUGGGCUGAACAUCAGCAUGCUCGCCCUGGAUCCCGUUGAGCUCCGGGUCCUCCAAAACAGCGGCACCGAGAAGGAACAAAAAUAUGCGCACAAGAUCGAAUCUGUGCGUAAACAUGGCAACUACAUCCUGUGUACUGUGGUGCUGGGCAAUGUGCUGACCAACACCUGUUUUGUAGUGUGGAUGUGCCAGAUUAUAGGGAUGACUCCCACCUCCCUUGCUACCUGCACUUUCGGUAUAUUCUUUAUAGGAGAGAUCCUGCCUCACUCUGUGGCGUCCAGACACAGCCUCGCCAUCGCCUCCAAAACCAUCUGGGCCACCCGGCUUCUAAUGCUGGUCUCCUUCCCCAUCUCCUACCCCGUCUCCAAACUCCUAGACAUCAUGCUCCACCAGGAGAUCAGUAACUUCUACACCAGAGAGAAACUGGUUGCCAUGCUGCGCGUCACAGACCCCUACCACGAUCUGGUCAAAGAAGAACUCAACAUCAUCCAGGGCGCUCUGGAGUUGCGCACCAAGAACGUAGAAGUUGUUCACACUCCGCUGGCGGACUGUUACAUGCUCUCCUCGGAUGCUGUUCUAGACUUCUGUACGAUGUCUGACGUCAUGCAGAGCGGGUUCACCCGGAUCCCGGUCUAUGAGAACGACAGGUCCAACAUCGUUGAUAUCCUGUUCGUCAAAGACCUGGCGUUCGUGGACCCGGAUGACUGCACCCCGCUGAAGACCAUCACCCAGUUCUACAAACACCCCAUGCACUGUGUGUUCAGCGAUACCAAAUUGGAUGUGAUGCUGGAGGAGUUCAAGAGAGGUAAAUCCCAUCUGGCUAUAGUCCACAGGGUGAAUAGUGAAGGGGAGGGAGAUCCAUUCUACGAGGUCCUGGGAAUCGUUACAUUGGAGGAUGUUAUCGAAGAAAUCAUCAAGUCUGAGAUUGUGGACGAGACAGACCUCUUCAUUGAUAAGAGGACUAAGAGGCGCGUGUCUCACCAUGAGAGGAAGCAACACGACUUCUCCAUCUUUAACCUGACAGAGAACGAAAUGAAGGUGAAGAUGUCUCCUCAACUGCUGCUUGCUACACACCGCUUCCUGGCCACAGAAGUGGAGCCCUUCAGGCCAUGUCAUCUCUCAGAGAAGAUUCUCCUUCGUCUGAUCAAACACCCCAGUGUCGUUCAGGAACUAAAGUUUGACAGAAAGAACAAACAAGCACCACAGCACUUCCUGUAUAUGAGGAACAAACCUGUCGACUACUUUGUCCUAGUUCUACAGGGUAAAGUGGAGGUGGAGAUUGGUAAGGAGGCUCUUCGUUUUGAGAACGGAGCUUUCUCCUACUAUGGCAUGCCAGCCCUCAUACCACCACUACCUAUAGUCAACAGGUUUGGUUCUGGUAGCAGUGGGUUGAACCAGUCAGAGUCUGUCUUAUCAGGAGGCAGUGUGGGUCAGCUGAGUAUAGGAGGGGGAGGAGUCUACCUACCUGACUUCUCUGUCAGACAACUCACUGACCUACAGAUUAUAAAGAUCUCAAGGAACCACUACCAGAAUGCUCUAACAGCCAGUCUUAUGGACAGUGUACCCCAGACCCCUGAUCCCGACGGGAGACCCACCAUCCCUGAGACCCGCUCCCACAGCAUCGCCCUGCCCCUGACACACACAUACACAUACCUCCGACCCGUCCUGGAACAACACACACACACAGAGGACAACACUGGACCACUCACCUCACAGCUCAAUGAGAGAAACCGCAUCGUCCGCAGUAAGUCAGACGGACAGAGGAGUCCCAGUGAUUCAGUGUUUCUACGGAUGGAUGACAUACCCUACAUCCAAGAGGACCUACAAAAACACCGUCAGGAAGGCCACCCAGAGGAGCCACUAGAGGAGAGACCGGAAGACCUCCCGGAAGAUAGAAAGGAAGACCACCCAGAAGACCGUCUGGAAGACAGGCCAGAAGGCCGUAUGAAAGACAGGCUGGAAGACUGUCCGGAAAACCGGUUAAUUGAACGCCCAGAAGACCAGCUGGUAGAAAUUCCGGAAGACCAGCUGGAAAGCCAAGAAGGGAUCGAUGCUGUUCCUGUGGAGUUAGAUAUCAUCUGUUCUCUAUCUGGUUCAGAGGAGACACUGGGGAAGAAGCUGCUAUGCAAACUGAGUAACAAGAAGAGGAAAAAGUCCCGGGAUGGGGAGAAGAGUGUGGAGGAAGGUUUGGAGCAGCCAUCGGUGACCACCUAGCACAACGCCAGGUAGAGACAGCAGGGAAGACCUAGAGAAAGAUAGGGAAUAGACUGGCUCUGUUUCUCUCUCACUUCCCACUGGGAACUGGGUUAGAGUUUUGGUAUGGACCAGACUCUAGUACUUGUCAAAAGAUGUCGAGAACCUCAAGAUCUCUCUCUGAACGGUCCACUCCCCAGACCCAACCCCCCCCCCCCCUAGAUACACUCUGUCCACUCCCCAGACCCAACCCUACCUCUGUAUACCCUCUGUCCACUCCCCAGACCCAACCCUACUCCUGUAUACCCUCUGUCCACUCCCCAGACCCAACCCUACCCCUGUAUACCCUCUGUCCACUCCCCAGACCCAACCCUACCCCUGUAUACCCUCUGUCCACUCCCCAGACCCAACCCUACCCCUGUAUACCCUCUGUCCACUCCCCAGACCCAACCCUACCCCUGUAUACCCUCUGUCCACUCCCCAGACCCAACGCUACCCCUGUAUACCCUCGGUCCACUCCCCAGACCCAACCCUACCCCUGUAUACCCUCUGUCCACUCCCCAGACCCAACCCUACCCCUGUAUACCCUCUGUCCACUCCCCAGACCCAACCCU